Messenger RNA from Tinamus guttatus (white-throated tinamou), 1949 nucleotides. NCBI's taxonomy places the organism in Eukaryota, Metazoa, Chordata, Aves, Tinamiformes, Tinamidae. The record is from RefSeq and is a predicted model, not a curated record.
GUAUAAUGGCUCCCUCCCUAAUGGUGACAGAGGGCGCAGGAAAAGCAGAUUUGCCCUCUAUAAGCGACCCAAGGCAAAUGGAGUUAAGCCCAGCACCGUGCAUGUGAUUUCGACGCCCCAAGCAUCCAAGGCUGUCAGCUGUAAAGGCCAGCAUAGCAUCUCCUACACGUUAUCCCGAAACCAGACUGUCGUAGUGGAGUAUACUCAUGAUAAAGAUACAGACAUGUUUCAGGUUGGGAGGUCAACAGAAAGCCCCAUAGACUUCGUAGUUACGGAUACAAUUUCCGGCUGUCAAAACAACGAUGAGACUCAGAUCACGCAGAGCACCAUCUCGCGCUUCGCCUGCAGGAUCGUCUGCGACAGGAGCCCGCCGUAUACAGCAAGGAUUUUUGCAGCUGGAUUUGACUCUUCUAAAAAUAUAUUUCUUGGUGAAAAAGCAGCAAAAUGGAAAAAUCCAGAUGGCCACAUGGAUGGAUUGACAACCAAUGGUGUGUUGGUCAUGCACCCAAAAGGGGGAUUUACUGAAGAGUCCAAGCCUGGAGUGUGGCGGGAGAUCUCCGUCUGUGGUGACGUGUACACCCUCCGUGAAACCAGAUCCGCUCAGCAGAGGGGGAAGCUGGUGGAAAAUGAGACCAACGUCCUACAAGACGGUUCUCUUAUUGACCUGUGUGGAGCCACCCUUCUGUGGAGAACAGCAGAUGGACUGUUCCACACCCCGACUCAGAAGCACAUCGAGGCUCUGCGGCAGGAGAUAAACGCUGCCAGGCCCCAGUGCCCCGUGGGGCUCAACACGCUAGCGUUUCCCAGCAUCAACCGUAAGGAGGUGGUAGAAGAGAAGCAGCCCUGGGCAUACCUCAGCUGUGGUCACGUUCACGGCUAUCACAACUGGGGACAUCGCAGUGACACAGAAGCCAACGAGCGGGAAUGUCCCAUGUGCAGAACCGUUGGUCCCUACGUGCCUCUUUGGCUUGGUUGCGAAGCAGGUUUUUACGUGGAUGCUGGUCCUCCAACUCAUGCUUUCACCCCAUGUGGACAUGUGUGCUCUGAGAAGUCUGCAAAAUACUGGUCUCAAAUCCCUCUGCCUCACGGUACUCAUGCAUUUCAUGCUGCCUGCCCUUUUUGUGCAACACAGCUGUCUGGGGAGCACAACUGCAUCAAACUAAUUUUUCAGGGUCCAAUUGACUGAAUAUCAUUUUGCGAUGAUUAAAAUAACAUGUUCUUUAACAACUUACUGUGAAGUUUUUUGCCACUAACUCUAGAUUUUACCUUUUUUUAUAAUGUUAUUAAUAGGGUGGUUGGGUGGGGACAGGGAGCUGACAGGGACAUUGUGAGGGACCGCGGUGAAGUGGGAUGCAUUGAUACCUGGAACUUGGCAGAUAUCAGUGGUGUUGCAUGCUCAGAAGCAGCAUAGUCAUGAAGUCUUCUUGGUCAAAUCCUAGUAUAUUUGUAAUCUUUUUAUUAGCACCCUGGAUCAGAAAAAAAGGUGUCUUACUGAUUUUUUUAAGCUAAGAUUUUUUUAAUGGAAAGGUUUUUUCUUCUAAACUUUGACAAGCCUUUAAAGCCUAUUUUUCAAAGCUAGAAGGAACGUACAGAAUGUAACUGUCUUUAAUUUGCAAUAUAAUUUAACUUGAAUAGUUUCUCAAGGAGCUAAUAUAGAAUGUGUGGACAACCAUAGGUGAAUGUUCACUAGAGAUAAUUGGUUAUGUAAGAGAAGUUAGCUGCCUAAAUUGUAGAGUAUAAAUGCUAUUAAAAUAUCUCUUAUGGUGUAACACAGCUGGCCAAAAAGGCAUCAAGGAUUACUUGAAACUGAGGAAAUCCUGUUUGCAUUGAUUUCCUUUCAGCGUAGUAGAUAUCCACUGUUCGUUAUGUGUGGAAUAUGGCCCUUCUGUUUGACUUCUUUUGUGUUUUUUUUUUUUUUUUUUUAAAUCUGCAUUUGGUUAAAUUGCUUU